Molecule: messenger RNA, 2722 nt
Organism: Ipomoea nil (Japanese morning glory)
Lineage: Eukaryota; Viridiplantae; Streptophyta; Magnoliopsida; Solanales; Convolvulaceae
Product: receptor-like protein 12
Exons: 4
Coding region: 1-2517 (838 amino acids)
Molecular function (GO): protein binding
Source: RefSeq, a predicted model, not a curated record
AUGAAUAUUUAUGUUGAUGCCACGGUUUUUGGUGAUACUGAUGAAGCUUACUUUGGGGUCUUUGUGGUGGAUAGUAAUGGGGAAUUCGUAGCAGCUAAAAAUGGCCCAAUCCGUUGUUUGAGUGAUGUUCAUUUAGCUGAAGCACUAGCGGUGAAGGAAGCUUUAUCUUGGGUUAAGGAGUUGGGUCUCACAAAGGAUCUAUCAUAUGCAGGUUGUGUUAUUCGUGAGUGCCGAUCUUUCCAACGACACUUUGAUUUAGUGUCAUUUCAUUAUGUUUCAAGAUCAGUGAAUAGGUUUGCUCAUGCUUUGGCAAGAGCUACUCGUUCUCAGACUGAUACGAAGGGAAAUCACUUACAAUUCUUCUGCAUCCACCAAGCUGCAUCUCUGAAUGGAAACAAACUUUCUGGUCAUAUAAAUGAAUUACGAAAUGUGACUUCUCCACUUGAAUCUCUUGAUUUGAGUAGAAACAACUUAGAAGGGACAAUACCUUUGUUCUUCUUUCACCUUCACAAUCUUACAUCACUAGAUCUUUCAUCAAACAAUUUUUUUGGUCAAAUGAUUGAUUUGCAAAAUGUGACUUCUCCCCUUGAAUUACUUGAUUUAAGCUACAACAACUUGGAAGGGACAAUACCUUUGUUCUUCUUUCAACUUCAAAACCUGACAUCAAUAAAUCUUUCAUCAAACAAAUUUUUUGGUCAAAUGAUUGAUUUGCAAAAUGUGACUUCUCCCUUGCAAUAUCUUCAUUUAAGUAGCAAUGACUUUGAAGGGACAAUACCUCCAUUCUUAUUUCAACUUCAGAAUCUUACCAUGCUCGAUCUUUCGUCCAACAAAUUUAACGGUAUUGUACAUCUAACAAAAUUUAAAAACCAGUAUAUUGACAUUCUUGACUUUUCCAAUAACAAUUUGGUAAUUGAGACAGCCAUAAGCACAUCACAAUUUCCCUUACUCCCUCAGUUUGGAGAGUUAAAUUUGGCCUCCUGCAAUUUGCAAAAAAUUCCUGAUUUUUUGAAAAGCCAAUCUAGAUUGUGGUGGUUAGAUCUUUCCAACAACUCUAUUAGUGGAGAAAUUCCUAACUGGAUAUGGGGAAUUGGUAAUGGGCAACUCUAUGGCCUCAAUCUUUCUCACAACCGUUUGACGCAUAUGAAAGAGCCAAUCGAAUACGGUUCUCUUACUGUCCUUGAUCUAAAUUCUAAUAUGCUAAGUGGACAGAUUCCGCGACCACCACCUGAGGCAAUGUAUUUAGACUUCUCCAAUAACAAUUUCUCCAUCAUUCCUCUUGAUAUUGCUGAUCAAAUCCCAUAUCUCUUUGUGUUCUUUUCCAUUGCAAAAAAUAGAGUAAGUGGAAAGAUCUCAACUUCCUGGUGUCGAGCAGCCAAUCUUAUAGUGCUUGACUUGUCCCACAAUGCUUUGCAUGGCACAAUACCAUCAUGUCUGGCUCAAAAUAACAGCAAUCUCGUUGUAUUGAAUCUUAGAGGAAAUCAUUUAAGUGGUGAGAUAUCACAGAAGUUUCAACACACUUGUUCUUUAGAGACAUUGGAUCUUAGUCAAAAUCUCUUAGAAGGGAAAGUUCCUCCCUCCUUGAUCAACUGCACAAAGCUUAAGAUCUUAAAUCUUGGAAACAACAAAAUAAGUGAUACCUUUCCUUGUUGGCUCAAUAAACUGUCAAAUCUGCACAUUCUUGUAUUGCAUUCCAAUCAUUUUCAUGGAAGCAUUUCUUGUCCCAUGCUUGGGGUAAACAACAGCUGGCCAAGUUUACAAGUCAUUGACCUAUCUUCCAAUAAUUUCAAUGGACAUCUACCAACUGAUUUAUUCUUGGCAUUAAAAGCUAUUUUGGUUGAGAGGAAUGAAUUAAACUCAAAGGUUGAUUACUUGCACUUCACAUCUCAAGGAGUUUCGAUUUACUAUCAAGAUUCAGUCAUACUGUCUCUAAAAGGACAAAUUUACACUAUACAGAAGAUUCUAUCUAUCUUCACUUCUAUUGAUUUUUCAAGUAAUCAAUUUGAAGGCAGUAUACCAGAGAGUGUUGGAGAGCUUAAACAGCUUUAUCUCCUUAACAUCUCUCACAAUGCCUUAACUGGCGAUAUUCCUCCAUCUCUUGAAAACUUGAAAGCUUUGGAAGCACUGGACCUCUCAUUCAACAACCUUGCUGGAAAUAUCCCAGAGCAGCUUGAUAGCCUAACCUUCUUGGAAAUCCUAAACCUAUCCUACAACCAUCUUGUUGGAAGGAUUCCAAAAGGCAGACAAUUUAAUACUUUCGAUGCAAGCUCAUUUAUGGGAAACAAGGAGCUAUGUGGAUUCCAACUUAAUGUAUCUUGCACUGGGAUCAAUGAACCAACAUCUCCAAUACCAGAACCGGAAGAAAAACAAUCAUCUCACCACGUUGAUAUCUACAUUAGCGUGGCAUUAGGAUUUGUUGCAGGUCUAGGAGGAACCUUUUUGCCACUUUUGCUAUCCAGCAAAUGGAGAUCAUAUUAUAACAAGAAGAUCGAUGAAAUUCUGUCAAAGAUAUUCUUUUAGAGAGGUCAAGGGAGGAGAAAGAAGUCUCGUUAGCAAUCAACAGGUGUUGUGCUUAUACUCUUCUUGUCAACUACCUACUUUGCUUGGGUAAAGUUGUUUUUACCAUGUGUGAUUGUUCCACUAGUUGUUUGUAGGCUUGGAUGCAUGUCCUUGUGCUUGCCUUUUAUGUUUAUUUUCUCCUAAUGUAUUUUUUAUUUUCUAUGUA